UGAAGUCGGUGCCGGGCUGCGCCGGGCUGGGUGGGCGCGGAGUGCGAGGAGUAUAUUGAUGACAUGUUCAGAUUUUGAAAGAUCAAGAUUACUACAGUCAUUGAGGUGUGACUUCACUUCUCUUCAGAAAGUGUACUUGGUUGGGAUGCUAUAAUACAGGAUUUAACUAGUGCUGAAGGACAUUCCACAUUUUCAGUGGCCAAGACAAAAAUUGCAAAAUCUGCAAGUAGCUCCAGAUAAGGUAAUACCUAACACUUCUCAUGGGCAGAGAUAAAGUUUAUAAUUUAAAUCCUGUUUUAUGAAUUUACGAUAAAGACAGAAGUAAUACAUUUAAAGAACCAGUGUACACAAUUUUGUAUCAUAAACCAAGACUUGUAGAACAUGUAUUGGCCUUGCAACAUUUUGCAGAAUGGAAUGUUGUGAAUAAAUUCUUCCUUAAGUCUGGCCAACACAAAUGUACUUUUAACAGUUGGUAGACGUGCAGCAUUUUAAAUUAAGGCAUGUUAACGUGGGCUGUUUUCCAAAAUGGUUAUCCUGGGAUCUGAGCACUGUUCCAAAUUUUUGUUCCAAACAUUCCUCCUGCAUAUUCAAAUGAAAUACUUAGUGAUGUAAUUGUUUGCCACACAAAUGUUAAUCUUCUGAAAUUCUGAUUUUUAUUCUAGUAUUUCUUUGUGUUACAUGGUCGUGGCAUGUACCACGAGACUUAGUUUCCUAGCUUUAAUAGAAGAGUUUUCAGAUUUUCUUUUUCCUGUUAAAAUUCCCAGUGUUUUUCUUAGGAAGAAUAAUAGCGUGGAUGGACUCUGUUAGUACAGACUUCUGAACGUAAGGAAACACUUCUUUUUUCUUGUGAGGGUGAGUUAGUACUGGUAUAGGUUUCCCAGAGAGGCUGUGUAAUCUCCAUCCUUGGAGAUACUCAAAUACAAUCUGGAGGUGGGCCUGGGCAGCCUGCUGUAGGUGACUAUGACUGAACAGGGGGUUGGACAAGAUGACCUCCAGAGGUCCCUUUUGACUUCAGCCGAUCUGUCAUUUUGUGAGUUGCAAUUUUGUAACUGCCUAGUAAACUCUUUAAAGCUCAUACCAAGCCUACAAUGAUAUGAGUUUAGAUCAGGUGUUAGAAUGGUAUUCCAGCCCAAUUUCUUAAGCUCUUGGAGCUCCUGUUGACUAUAUCAGGCAUUUUACUCUGGUAUCUAUUGGAGAGGUUGACUCUUCUUUCUUAGUGGCUAUGUCAGCCUAUGCACUGUGUACAUUCUGUGCACGUACAUAGUAUGGUUCCAUGCUAAUGGGAAAGGUUAUUUUAUCUAGUGUAGAAGAUUUUGUAACUUUAAAGCUCUGUAAGACCUUAUGUUAAACCAGAAGUGUUUAAAAUGCAAAUCUGUGUCUGAUUCCUCUGCUGGAUGAGUUUCAUGUUUAACCAACAUUUAUCUGCAUAGGCAUGGCAUAGCUGUGAGCAUCUCUCUGGUAUCUGUUUGAAGAGGACACUGUUGGGGGGCCCAGGUAUUUCUUUUAUAUUUUAUAGUUGUAGAGGUGUCCGGACUCUGUAAUGGUCAAAGAUUUCCAGUAGAAGAGGAUGAGACAAGAAUUAAAUGCAUGUGGCAGACUCCGGACCUAGGCACUUCAUGCUUUUGAUGCUAGCUGGAAGGGAGCUUGAUAAACACUUUUACCAACUUGUCAUAGAAAAAACAGAUAUCUUGCAUAUUACUUUGGCCAAUCAAGGAGACAAGUAGUAUUUUCUUCUGAAAAACUCAAAGUAAAUGUAAAAUGUCUGGAAAAACAGCAAUUAGGAGGAUUUGUGGGUGUGUACUUUCAAACAGAAUUUGUACAGAGAGAGAAUUCUGAAUAUGGCUUGAUUUGCUCUUGAUCUUGGCAGUGUUUCUAAUGACUGUCCCAUGGACUCUAUCGAGGGUUCUACUCUAGCACUGAGAAGCAGAACCCUGAGCAGCAGCCUAGUACCUGUGAAAACAUUUCUUCAUCAUUCUGUUUAAAAGAGGAAAAGAAAAUGAGUGAUUAUUCAGGACUUGCAAAUAACCAUAGCCAGAUGAUUGCUGAAGAUUCAGAAAUUCAGACAAAGCCUGAACACUCUCAUGAAGUUCUUCAGGAAGACAUUGAAAUGAGCAGUGGAUCCAGUGGAAAUGACUUCAGUGGAAAUGACACAAAUGAAAACUACUCAAGUGGGCAGGAUUCUCAUGGCCAUGAAUCUGAUGAAAAUGGCAAAGAUUCAGCAAUGCUCAUGGAAUCUUCAGACUGUCAGAAAAGUUCAAGCUCAAAUGCAUUUAGUCUGAUAAUUGCAAACUCUGAACACAAUCAAUCUAGCAGUGGAUGCAGUAGUGAGCAGUCCACUAAAGCCAAAACACAAAAGGAAUUGCUGAAAACGUUACAAGAGCUGAAAGCUCACCUUCCUUCUGAAAAGAGAAUUAAAGGCAAAUCUAGUGUCCUAACAACGUUGAAAUAUGCCCUUAAAAGCAUUAAGCAAGUUAAAGCUAAUGAAGAAUAUUACCAAUUGUUGAUGAUUAAUGAAUCCCAGCCUGCUGGACUCAAUGUGUCAUCUUACACGGUGGAAGAAGUUGAGACUAUAACCUCAGAACACAUCAUGAAAAAUGCAGAUAUGUUUGCUGUUGCUGUUUCCUUGAUUACUGGGAAAAUUUUGUACAUCUCUGAUCAAGCUGCUUCUAUUCUCCGCUGUAAGAGGGGUUGUUUUAAAAAUGCCAAAUUUGUGGAAUUCUUGGCACCUCAGGAUGUCAGUGUGUUCUACACUUCUACUACCCCGUACAGAUUACCCUCAUGGAAUAUUUGCAACAGAGCUGAGUCUUCCACCCAGGAUUGCAUGGAAGAGAAGUCUUUUUUCUGUCGCAUCAGUGCGGGGAAGGAACGUGAAAAUGAGAUUUGCUAUCUCCCAUUUCGGAUGACUCCUUACCUGAUCAAAGUGCAAGACCCGGAAAUAGCAGAGGACCAGCUGUGCUGUGUGUUGCUCGCAGAAAAAGUACAUUCUGGUUAUGAAGCACCCAGAAUUCCUCCUGACAAAAGAAUUUUUACAACUACUCACACACCAACCUGUUUGUUUCAGGAUGUAGAUGAAAGAGCAGUACCUCUGUUGGGAUACCUACCUCAGGACUUAAUAGGAACACCAGUCUUGGUGCAUCUUCACCCAAAUGACAGACCCUUAAUGCUAGCAAUUCACAAAAAAAUACUCCAGUACGGAGGGCAGCCUUUUGACUAUUCACCAAUCAGGUUUUGCACUAGGAAUGGAGAUUAUAUCACCAUGGACACUAGCUGGUCCAGUUUCAUCAACCCCUGGAGUCGGAAAGUUUCAUUUAUUAUAGGACGACACAAAGUUAGGACGGGUCCCUUAAAUGAAGAUGUCUUUGCUGCUCCCAGCUAUACAGAGGAUAGAAUCCUUCAUCCCAGUGUUCAGGAAAUCACUGAGCAAAUAUACCGGCUAUUAUUGCAGCCUGUACACAACAGUGGAUCCAGUGGCUAUGGAAGUCUUGGCAGCAAUGGUUCCCAUGAGCACUUAAUGAGUGUGGCAUCUUCCAGUGACAGCACAGGAAAUAAUAAUGAAGACACUCAUAAGGACAAACCAGAGGUUAGACAAGAUGCCCGUAAGGUCAAAAAUAAAGGACAGCGUAUUUUCACUGACAAUAAAGCAAAACUGGAAUGCAAGAGAGAGUCUUUUGCAGGAAAACAAAAUGGUGGUCAGAUGAAAGAUGCAGUUGGAAAGGAUACUGCACUAACAGCUGCUCCUAAAAAUGUGACUACAGAAGAGUUAGCUUGGAAAGAACAAACUGUAUAUUCAUAUCAACAGAUUAGCUGUUUGGAUAGUGUCAUCAGGUACUUGGAGAGUUGUAAUGUGCCUGGUACAGCAAAAAGGAAAUGUGAACCUUCAUCAAGUGUUGCAUCACUGACUUCUGGAGUUCAUGAACAAAAAACAGCUGAUAAUGCUAUACAGCCCUUGGGAGAUACCGCUGUGUUGAAGGCAUCUGGUAAACCAAAUGGUCCUCCAGUGGUUGGUGCCCACUUAACAUCUUUGGCUCUACCUGGCAAGCCUGAAAGUGUUGUUUCUCUCACGAGUCAGUGCAGCUACAGUAGCACCAUUGUUCAUGUUGGAGACAAAAAAACACAACCUGAACUAGAAAUGAUAGAAGAUGGUCCAAGUGGAGCAGAACUCUUAGAUGGCCAAAUUCUCACCCCUCCAUCCAGCUCUUCGCAUGUAAAUCAAGAAAAGGAGCCAUUUAAAAAACUGGGACUUACGAAGGAAGUCCUUGCAGUGCAUACACAAAAAGAGGAGCAGAGCUUUUUGAAUAAGUUUAAAGAAAUCAAGAGAUUUAAUAUUUUUCAGUCUCACUGCAAUUACUACUUACAAGAUAAACCAAAAGGACGGCCUGCUGAACGUGGUGGUCGUGGACAAAGAAAUAGCACUUCUGGAGUGGAUCAGCCUUGGAAGAAAAGUGGAAAGAACAGGAAGUCAAAGCGCAUUAAACCACAGGAGUCUUCGGACAGUACAACUUCUGGAACUAAAUUCCCUCACCGAGUCCCCCUUCAAGGUUUAAACACUACUGCUUGGUCACCCUCAGAGACUUCACAAGCAAGUUAUUCAGCAAUGUCUUUUCCCACUGUUAUGCCUGCAUAUCCACUUCCUGUUUUUCCAGCAGCAGGGACUGUGCCACCAGCUCCUGAGACUUCACUCUCUGGUUUUAAUCAGUUGCCAGACUCUGGAAAUACUUGCCCUGUGCAACCAUCACAGUUCCCUGCACCCCUCAUGACACCUGUCGUAGCUCUUGUGCUCCCCAACUAUGUCUACCCAGAGAUGAACAAUAACUUACCUCAAACGCUUUACCACAGCCAACCCAACUUCCCAGCCCAUUCUACUUUCCCUUCACAGACAAUAUUUCCGACACAGCCACCCUUUGCUACACCCAGCCCUUUCCCACAACAGGCGUUUUUUCCAACGCAGCCAUUCCAUUAUAAUCCACCAGCAGAGAGUGAGAAGAUUCCUGUCACAGAGCCACGAAAUGAGCCGUCCCGUUCCUGCACUCCGCAGUCAGUGGGUCCUCAAGACCAGGCUUCACCGCCUCUGUUCCAGUCAAGGUGCAGUUCUCCUCUGAAUCUUCUGCAGUUAGAAGAAACCACAAAAACUGCUGAGAGUGGAGCUCCUGCUGGUUUACAUGGAGCUUUAAGUGAGGAAGGAGCCAUAGGCAAAAUCAUGACAACUGGUAACUGUACUGGAAAAGGAUCCUUACCAGCUGAAUCUCCAAUGGACGCUCAGAACAGCGACGCUCUCUCCAUGUCUAGUGUCCUGCUGGACAUUUUACUUCAAGAGGACGCGUGUUCAGGCACGGGCUCAGCCUCCUCCGGGAGCGGUGUGUCCGCUGCCGCCGAGUCCCUGGGCUCGGGAUCCAACGGCUGUGGCAUGUCAGGGAGCAGAACAGGUAGUAGCGAAACUAGUCAUACCAGCAAAUACUUUGGAAGUAUUGAUUCCUCAGAAAAUCAUCAUAAAACUAAAAUGAAGGCAGAAAUGGAAGAAAGUGAGCACUUCAUUAAAUACGUCCUUCAGGAUCCUAUAUGGCUUUUGAUGGCAAACACAGAUGACACUGUUAUGAUGACUUACCAGAUACCUUCACGUGAUUUGGAAACAGUUUUAAAAGAAGAUAAGCAGAAAUUAAAGCAAAUGCAGAAACUACAGCCAAAAUUUACAGAAGAACAAAAGAGAGAGCUUAUUGAAGUUCAUCCAUGGAUCCAGCAAGGUGGACUGCCAAAAACUGUUGCUACUUCUGAAUGUAUUUUUUGUGAGGACAAUAUACAGAGCAAUUUUUAUACAUCGUAUGAUGAAGAAAUCCAUGAAAUGGACCUUAAUGAAAUGAUUGAAGACAGUGGGGAAAACAACUUGGUUUCCUUGAGUCAAGUCAGUGAAGAACAAACAUAGCCUUUGAGCCUGGUGUUUUCAAAGCUGCUUCAAAACUGCAGUGAUGAUCCAUAAAGUUUUUAAUCUUGUAUCCAGCAAGAUUAAUCUGGUUCAUAAAAACAAAUGUGUUUUUCUUGCUCUAGGAGAGUCAUUUCUGAAUGAAUCUCUUUUUAAAUGGUGGCACUCUUCCCAGUAAGGACAUUGUUGAAGAUGGUAUAGCUUUUCCUUGAAAAAGAGACUUGUAUUUUGCACUUAUAUGCCUCAAAUAUUUCUUUAUGAACUAAAGACACUCUUAUUGAUGCCUACUGUUUUUUGUAGAGUGGGUUAAUGAGUACUGAAAAUCCCUUUACAUACAUACGGUUCUUCAAAUCUUUUGGUAAUGAUUCAGCAUUAUAAAUUGUUCUGGCAACUUUGCUUAGUGGCUUCUCAGCAUUGUUCUUAAUAUUUGAAGUGGUCCAGCAGUAGAAGAAAUAACCUUCAAGCAAAUAAUUUCACACUUGCCCUUCUCAUAUACCAGUUGAUUCCAUCCUCUUUGUUUUCUAUAGUUUUGAAUGUUGGAGCCAUUUUUGUCUCAAGAAAUGUUGAACCAGUUUUAUAAGAUGGUCCUGGGUUAAAAUACUUACAUGAAUGUGUAAGGAAGUAUAGACAAGUGCUAACAACUUCGUAGCCUUUUAAUUAAAUGGAUGCUAAAUACUAUGAACUGUUACCUUGAAGCAUCAUUUUUAAAACCAAGACCACAGAGGAUGACUGUGUGUGCUCCAGUGACUGUUAGACAAAGUUUGGUAUAACUUCAACCUUUAUUUCCAAUAUAUUUUGUCUGGAGGUUGGCUGUCAGCUUUUCCUGUGUGGCUAAGGAAAUAUCACACUUGCAUGUGGCAAGAGAGAAUUGGACAUUUCUUGUCAUUUGAAGGUAGUUCUAAAAAAGAAGUGAUUUUGAGAAUAGUGCUGACUUUCUCUCUGUUUGAAUUGCAUAGCCUAAAACCUAGUGUGGCUGGAGUCUUUGCUGUCAAUGAUUCAAUUUCAAUGCCUCUGAGAUUCUAUUGACUUGAAUAUGUGUACUUUAUGUUCUUGUGCUGUUUAUACCUUUUGGAUGUGGGAAGAAAACACAAAAGAGCAACUUUUAUAUCUUGGUUAGUUAAAAGACAUUUGCAGGAUUGCUAGAUGUCAGCUCUAAGUCUUGGGGUGAAAAACAUGGAGAAAUGCAAUUAACUUUGUCUUAAAAUACUUUUCAUGGAAAGCAUUUCCUUUUUUAUUAGGAUAUCUUUUCUAUUCAGUGAAAUUCAAGGUUAUUUUCAUUCUAUAAAAAUAUUUCUCUUUGCAUACAAAGAGGAUGCAAAGUUAUAUCUGACAUCACCAAAAAUGCCAAAGUGACUGGUACUUAGUGGGAGAUAAUUUGUGUGAAAUAACUUAUUAAUUGACAGUGUCAGGAGGAAAUCUGAUUUAGAGACAGAAUCUGCAGAUAGCAGAGUGUGAACUUGUGAAACAAGUAGAAUCACAGUUUGAAAAAUUAGUAACUCAAAUGCAAAGCACUAUUCUGCAAGAUCUGGUUCCUAACUUUAAUAGUUUAGCAAGGUCAAACUUAAAUAUAUGUAAAUAUAAACAAAAUGAGAAAUUAUAAAAUUUGGUCUUCAGGUCCGGUAUUACUAAAUGUUUUCAUCAUAAAUGGAGCAGUGCAGCUAUACCAACAUAGUACAUAUGUUCUAUUUUUACAUGUAAACACAGUUUUAAUUGGACCAGGGUUUGGAAAAAAGCUUUAUAUAAAGGAGUGCAUCAUAAUUAUACAAAUUAUUUUCAGGGACUUCUCAACCACUUUGAACUUCUUUGCUUUAGCACGCAUUUUUUUCCUGUUUUUUUAUUCUCAUUUUUUCUUUUUUUUUUCAUUACCAUCUUGUAACCAUAACUUAGUGAAAGGAAGAGAAAAGUAUAUUUAGAGCAUUUUGUGGAUGUGCUUAAUUAUGGACUUAAUCUUGCAUCCUUAAAGUGUUUGCUUUUACAGGGUGGUAUUAAAAUAUUUUCCUGUAACUUUAAAUCUACAUGCCUCCAUUUAUAGAUAAGAUUCUGAAGCUGUAAUUUUUCCAAACUGUUGUAAGAUGACUUAUUUGUGAUGACAAUUUGUCAACAUGUCAACGUUUUCUGUACACUGUGCAAUAUAUUUUGGUUUUGCCACUUGUGACUAAUUUUUAUGACUUUGCUUUUUAGAAAACUGGUAAAUAAAACAGAUAUAUUUUUA
Apus apus (common swift) is the source of this 8126-nucleotide messenger RNA. RefSeq names its product period circadian regulator 2 (gene PER2). The transcript has 27 exons. Gene Ontology annotation, cellular component: nucleus; cytoplasm. NCBI's taxonomy places the organism in Eukaryota, Metazoa, Chordata, Aves, Apodiformes, Apodidae. Gene Ontology annotation, biological process: entrainment of circadian clock by photoperiod; circadian regulation of gene expression; negative regulation of transcription by RNA polymerase II. Gene Ontology annotation, molecular function: transcription cis-regulatory region binding; transcription corepressor binding. The record is from RefSeq and is a predicted model, not a curated record. The coding region runs from base 1997 to 5917 and encodes 1306 amino acids.